UCGGCUCAUUCUGGUGCAAUCGCUAACACUACAGCUCGGAUCGCAGCUAUUUAGUAGAGAACGAAUGACCGAGAUAUAGCUGCCGAGAUUUGAUCCAGGACUCGAGCUCCCGUAUCUACCAUUACGAUGGCUAGAAAGUCUUUCGAUUUUAAGUUCAAUCUCAUUUUGGUUGGUGACAGUGAUGUUGGCAAAACGAAGAUUUUGACUCGAUUUGGUUUAGACGUGGGGGGUUUGCCUGAUUUUUCGACGGGCAUGCCUGACUUCAACACAAAGACAGUGCUAGUACAAAAGAAGCUGAUUGAGUUGAAGCUAUGGAAUACCGAAGGGCAGGAGAAAUUCCGCUCCAUCAAUGCUGAUUUGUACAGAAGAGCUAUGGGUUUUAUGCUGGUGUAUGAUAUCACCUCGAGGAGUUCUUUUGACAACAUUUUCAUGUGGCUUCGAGAAAUUGAGGAGGAGAGGGCACCAACUGAAAUUGAGAGAAUAUUAUUGGGCAAUAGGUGCGAGAUGUGUGACAGACGGAAAGUCAGCAAGGAAGAAGGGGAACGAUUUGCAAGAGAACAUUCUAUUCCAUUUCUGGAGACAAGUACAGAAAAUAACUUGAACAUUGAGCAAGCGUUUAUGACGUUAACAGAAAACAUUCUUAAGAAGGUCAUGUCCGUAUCUCCAUUGUCAUUGCCUGUCAGCUUCCUCAAGCAAGAGCUCUCUAUCAAUAAGCAUACAAAUACAGGCGAACACAUAACGGGUUUUGAGUAA
Molecule: messenger RNA, 753 nt
Organism: Corticium candelabrum
Lineage: Eukaryota; Metazoa; Porifera; Homoscleromorpha; Homosclerophorida; Plakinidae
Product: ras-related protein Rab-10-like
Exons: 8
Coding region: 127-753 (208 amino acids)
Molecular function (GO): GTPase activity; GTP binding
Source: RefSeq, a predicted model, not a curated record